AUGACCAGAAUGUAUGAAGAUCUCGGUUGCUACAGCUGUAAACCAGAGAGUUUAAAAGUCUAAAACUUUUUUUUCCCCCCUCCUCUAGAUUUUCAACUGAAUUCUCACCUAUCAACACUGGCAAAUAUUCACAAGAUUUACCACACCCUCAAUAGGCUGAAUCUGACAGAGGACGUUGGUCAAGACGAUCACCAGACAGGAGAGAGACUUUCAAAGAUACGAAGAAUAGGAAGUCUCCGGUCUUGCAGUUCAUCAGACUGCUUUAGUAAAGUGAUGCCUCCAAGGAAAAAGAGGAGACCUGCAGCAGGAGAUGAUUUAUCUGCUAAGAAAAGUAGACAUGAUGGUAUGUAUAGAAAAUAUGAUUCAACUAGAAUAAAAGCAGAGGAAGAAGUCUUUUCAAGUAAGAGAUGCUUAGAAUGGUUCUAUGAAUACGCAGGCACUGAUGACAUCGUAGGGCCAGAAGGUAUGGAGAAAUUUUGUGAAGACAUUGGAGUUGAACCAGAAAAUGUAGUUAUGCUUGUGCUAGCAUGGAAGUUGGAUGCACAAAACAUGGGCUACUUUACAUUACAAGAAUGGUUAAAAGGAAUGACAUCACUACAAUGUGAUACUACAGAAAAAUUGAGAAAUUCUCUGGAUUACUUGAGAUCUUUAUUAAAUGAGCCUACCAAUUUUAAACUUAUUUAUAGAUAUGCAUUUGACUUUGCACGGGAAAAGGACCAGCGCAGCCUAGAUAUCAAUACUGCCAAGUGUAUGUUGGGCCUUCUUUUAGGAAAAACAUGGUCCCUUUUUCCAGUAUUUCACCAGUUUCUAGAGCAAUCAAAAUACAAAGUUAUCAAUAAGGACCAAUGGUGUAACGUUCUCGAAUUCAGCAGAACAAUUAACCUCGACCUCAGUAAUUAUGAUGAAGAUGGAGCCUGGCCAGUGUUGUUGGAUGAGUUUGUGGAAUGGUAUAAAGGAAAGCAGAUGACAUAGGAGUUUAACUAUGCACAGCCACUCAAGAGUCACUGUUACUACAGUUAUGUCAACCAUUAGCCAUAAACUGCUAUUUGUAUCAAAGUGCAUGCUGCUUUUCUUGCACUGCAUCCCUUUUGCAGGGAACUUUUGAUGUUUGCUAUUUAACAAGCUAGCUAUGCUUGCUGUGUAGCAUUGUUCUCUUUGAAGGCUGCUUUGCGUUUUGUAUUUACACUACGAAUUGGUGAACUUGCCAGCGUCUUCACUGUGAUUAUGUGUAUAUUGCUGUCUAAAUUUUGUAUAUGUGUAUAAAAAAAAAAGCUUCACCUAGGGAUUAUUUCUGCAGAAACGUAUUGUAAAAAUAAUUUUGUGGCAUAUUUCUAGUCAUCACUUAUAUGUUUGUUGAAAUUUGAGUUAUUUUGUUUUUCUUUUGGUCUCAAAUGUAGCAUUUCAGAAAACAAAAUGAAUAGACUGCUUGGACAUAGUUACGUGAAGAACUAUUGUCAAUUUUUGUUACUAUUUGAGAUGCCAAUUUCUUAGGGGAGAAGACGUGCUGUGACUUUCUUCACCGGAGUUCGCCAAACCUGACCUAUUGCUUAAUAGGAAUGAAACAUUGGUGUCUUAAAAAAAAAAAAAUAUAUAUAUAUAUACACACAUAUAAAUAUUAAAACACUGUAAUAGUUGUACAUGCCACAGAUUAUUUCCAUUUGAAGAAAAAAGUACUGACUUUUUAAUGUUAAAACUGCAGUAGUCAUUACAGGUACAAAUGAACAAAUUAAAGUACCUUUUAAAAAUGGG
This is a messenger RNA of Leptosomus discolor (cuckoo roller), 1749 nucleotides long. The record is from RefSeq and is a predicted model, not a curated record. NCBI's taxonomy places the organism in Eukaryota, Metazoa, Chordata, Aves, Leptosomiformes, Leptosomidae.